AUGUACGGAGCACCACGAAUUGAUCUUAUUGCCGGAGAUGAAGUAAACCUGUCUGCUUUAGAUAUUCUCCGAGCUCUGGCUGACUGUGGUAUGUACGCUUGGAACACACUUCACAGCGACCGCGAUGGGAUUUCGCAUAACAACAUGGAAUGGCUGAAGGUUGAUCUGUCUAACAGUGAACGGGAUACGUCAAUGUUUGAUAUUCUCGAGGCAGAUAUCGUCGUUUUUCAGGAGACCAAGAUUCAACGAAAAGAUCUCCGCGAUGACAUGGUGCUAGUACCUGGCUGGGACUGCUACUUCAGUUUACCGAAAGCCAAGAAAGGAUACUCCGGAGUUGUGAUAUACACUCGGAAUGCGACAUGCUGUCCCAUCCGCGCAGAGGAGGGUCUUGCGGGAGUUCUCUGCCCGCCCAAUUCGUCGGUGUCAUUUCGAGAUCUGCCUGAAGACCAACAAAUAGGAGGCUACCCAACCAUUGAACAACUGUCAGAGCUAGAAAUUGAUGCAGCUACUCUGGACUCGGAAGGUCGUUGCGUCGUUCUCGAGUUUCCUGCAUUUGUUCUGCUUGGAAUUUAUUCACCAGCCAACCGCGACGAAACACGAGACAGUUUUCGCCAUAGCUUUAUUGACUUGAUGGAUGCUCGCAUCCGGAAUCUGGUUGCGAUGGGCAAAAGAGUCUUUGUCACAGGGGACCUUAAUAUUGCGAAAGGGGAAAUUGAUGCAGCUCAUGCUGCCGAGGCCAUCAAGAAGGGAACAACAACAGAGGACCAGUUUAUAUCCACCCCAGCACGGCGCGUGUUCAAUCAACUGCUUUCUGAUGGCAGAGUUCUUGGCCAGCGCGAUGAAGGGAGGGAAAGUCCUGUUUUAUUUGAUAUUUGUAGGUCGUUUCAUCCCGAUCGGAAGGGAAUGUACACUUGUUGGGAGCAAAGAAUCAACGCUCGACCCGGCAAUUAUGGCGCGAGGAUAGACUACGUCCUGUGUAGCCUGGAUAUGCAAGAUUGGUUCUGCGAUUCGAAUAUUCAAGAGGGCCUCAUGGGAUCCGAUCAUUGCCCGGUUUAUGCGGUCUUUAAGGACGUCGUACGCCUCGGCGAAGAAGAGGUCAACAUUCGUGACAUAAUGAACCCUCCUGGGAUGUUUAAAGAUGGCGAGCGUCAGCAGGAAUACUCUACUAAAUAUCUUCUGCCUACGUCGGGACGCUUGAUACCAGAAUUCGACAAGCGGAGGAGCAUCAAGGACAUGUUCUCGCGUAAACCAUCGGCCAACGUACAGACACCAACGGCGAACGUCCCGACGUUGAGACAUUUUGCCUCUACUCAGGAAAGAGGAACACCAACCGCCAUUUCGGAGGGUGCUGCCAGCAUGGUAGCUGUCAGCCAGUCUGUAGCAGUUGCUGACAGCACUCAAACGAUAGAAGGCGUUCGUAAGAGGUCUCAGAAAAAUGAGACUGGUUCCCCUGUCUCAGUCAAGCGUUCGAAAUCCGGUUCAGCCCAAUCAUCAACACCUUCCACUGCUGGGCAGAGGACUCUGAAAGGGUUCUUUAAACCUAAAAGUGAUGCAGCCGGCCAAGUGACCAUAGCCCGGGAUUCUGCAACAGUGUCUACUGUACCAACGAAACAACCAGCCGCGUCCCCUACAAAAUCUACCCCAGUUACGGGACCUACGGCAUCGGAAGCAAUCCGGACAGCUCCCGCUGGUGAAGCAUCUCCGGGAGACCAGCCAAAUUCUGCGACUCCUACAACUCCCGCUUCGUCCCAGAACGAUGAUACUGUUAUCGAUCCCAUUGCCAGCAAGGAGGAUUGGUCAAAGCUCUUCACUAAAAGGCCCGUUCCCAAGUGCGAAGGUCACCAGGAACCAUGUAUCAGUCUGACGACUAAGAAGCCCGGCAUCAACUGCGGAAGAUCGUUCUGGAUCUGUUCGAGACCCCUUGGGCCCAGCGGAAACAAGGAAAAGGGGACGCAGUGGCGAUGUCCUACAUUUAUAUGGGCCAGCGAUUGGAACCCUUCCGCUCCGUAG
Aspergillus thermomutatus is the source of this 2010-nucleotide messenger RNA. RefSeq names its product DNA-(apurinic or apyrimidinic site) lyase APN2. Gene Ontology annotation, biological process: base-excision repair. The transcript has 5 exons. Gene Ontology annotation, molecular function: DNA binding; double-stranded DNA 3'-5' DNA exonuclease activity; endonuclease activity. The record is from RefSeq and is a predicted model, not a curated record. NCBI's taxonomy places the organism in Eukaryota, Fungi, Ascomycota, Eurotiomycetes, Eurotiales, Aspergillaceae. The coding region runs from base 1 to 2010 and encodes 669 amino acids. Gene Ontology annotation, cellular component: nucleus.